CAGCUGGCUGCGUCAUCACUGAUUGCCGGGUCCAACGUUACGUAUGAAGGCCGCGACUGACUGCCCGACUUUGGUUGAGGUUGAGCCGCUUUCGCCGGUGUUGGUGGUGGUAAUCGGUUUCCUCGCCAGCGCGGUGCCGAAGCUCCGGGGCUGCCCAUGAACGGCACCAUGGCCGCAUCCUCACACCGGAUAAUGCUGGGGCCGCUGGUUGCUGCCAUCGACCAGGGAACGAGCUCCACUCGGUUUCUGGUGUUUAAUUCAAAAACGGCAGAGCUCCUCAGCCAUCAUCAGGUGGAAAUCAAACAGAGCUUCCCCAAAGAAGGAUGGGUGGAGGAGGACCCCAAAGAAAUUCUGCAGUCGGUGUACGAGUGCAUGGAGCGGACGUGUGAAAAACUCACCCAGCUCAACAUAGACAUCUCAAACAUUAAAGCUAUCGGAGUGACCAACCAAAGAGAGACCACACUUGUUUGGGACAAAGAGACCGGGGAGCCCCUCUACAAUGCAAUCGUUUGGCUGGACCUGCGGACUCAAUCCACAGUUGAACGUCUAAUUAACAAAACGCCAGGAAGGAAUAAGAACCACUUGAAGCAUAAAACAGGGCUCCCCAUCAGCACUUACUUCAGCGCAGUGAAACUUCGCUGGCUGAUGGACAACGUGGACGAGGUCCACAAAGCCGUCGUGUCUCACCGCGCCAUGUUCGGCACCAUCGACUCCUGGCUCAUUUGGUGUUUGACGGGGGGCAAGUCGGGCGGAGUCCACUGCACAGAUGUGACCAACGCCAGCAGAACUAUGCUGUUUAACAUUCACACUAUGGACUGGGACCCAGAACUUUGCAAAUAUUUUGGUAUUCCCAUGGAGAUCUUGCCCAGAGUGAGGAGCUCUUCAGAAAUAUAUGGCCUAAUGAAAAUAUGUUCUAGCCGGAAAUCAGGAGCUCUUUCAGGUAUUCCCAUUUCAGGGUGUCUCGGGGAUCAGUCAGCCGCACUGGUUGGACAGAUGUGUUUUCAGGACGGGCAAGCUAAAAACACGUAUGGAACUGGCUGCUUUCUCCUGCGAAACACUGGAGCCAAGCCUGUAAUGUCUGACCACGGCCUUCUGACCACCGUGGCGUACAAACUUGGUCGGGACAAACCUGCCUGUUAUGCGCUGGAGGGCUCCGUGGCCAUCGCAGGAGCUGUGGUUCGUUGGCUGCAGGAUAACCUCGGCAUCAUCGGAUCGUCGGAAGAGCUCGAGAAGUUGGCCGCAUCAGUCGGUACAUCCUACGGUUGCUACUUUGUUCCUGCGUUUUCAGGUCUCUAUGCACCUUACUGGGAGCCUAGUGCAAGAGGGAUCAUAUGUGGUUUAACUCAGUUUACUAAUAAGAGCCACCUCGCAUUUGCUGCGCUGGAAGCCGUCUGUUUCCAAACACGAGAGAUACUGGACGCCAUGAAUCAGGACAGCGGCAUCCCGCUAACUCAGCUCCAGGUGGACGGAGGAAUGACGUCCAACAGGCUGCUGAUGCAGCUGCAGGCUGACAUUCUCUGUAUCCCCGUCGUGAAGCCGUCUAUGCCCGAGACCACAGCACUCGGUGCAGCGAUGGCAGCCGGGGCGGCGGAGGGCGUGAGCGUGUGGAGUCUGAACCCCGAGGACCUGAGUGAAGUUACAUCAGAGAAGUUUGAGCCUCAGAUCAACCCUGAAGAGAGCGAGUUUCGGUACGCACGGUGGAAGAAGGCGGUUCAAAAAUCCAUGAACUGGGAGACGACGGAACCUGUUGGAAAUGGAAACGGUGAAACUAGUAUCUUCAGCAGCGUCCCACUGGGCUUCUACAUCAUGGGCAGCAUGUUGAUGUUAAUCGGUGCAAAAUACAUAGCAGGCCACACCUAGGCUCAGACUCCCGGAGCCAUCAAAUGGAAAGUGGAAACGAUCGCUCUUCACGCUGGACCACCUGUACUCUAUUGCACUGUUUUUCCAAAAGGCAUUCCAGAAGAAGGACGUUGAUGAUGAAUCUUACCACUGACUGGAAAAGCAGGACAAAUUUGAACUGACUUUUCUUUAUCGUUCUCAUCGUUUUUUUUUUUUUAAUCUAUUUUUCUUUACAGCAGACAAGAGCACAUUGUUACAUUGGACAUGAAUUUUAGCAGGAGUGCGCAUGCAUUGUUUUUUUUGUUGUUUUUUUUUUUUUUUUUCACUGGUGAUACAGUAUGAACUCUGAGCUUAUUUAUGUAGAAACUCUCAUGACGGUAGUUCAGGUUGUUAUCUUUCCACAGUGGUGUUUAAUGAAACUCACUGUCUAUUUUGCAUUACUUGUUGUAAUUCGAUAUGUCACUGUUAUCACUUGAAUGUUCUUCCAACAGUCAUUUUGUGAUGUUUUUGCUUUGUCUCAUGGGAGCGGUGUACUAACAAGAGUCUAUACAUAUAUAUAUAUAUAUACAUAUAUAUACAUAUAUAUAUAUAUAUUUAUUUAUUUUGUAACAGUUGGGAUUAAGACACAUAAAGUUAGAAAACAAGGGAAGGAAGGAACAGGGGUUAAUGAACUGACAAGUUUGCUUUUUGAUGAAAUUGACAUUCUUUUACAUACACGAAUGUUUGUAAAAAUUCAAUGUGUAUGUUGCGUAACGGGCAAACAUGCGAUGAAGGGCAAUGAUAAGCAACUGGCACACAAUUUUGGAUUUCUGUGUUCACACAAUAUAUGAAGGCAUUCUAGGAUUAAACGGGCAAAUGUAAAUAGGUUUAUUUCUGAAUUUGACGGAAGCCAGGAAACUAAGAACACAGUUAGGGGAUAAAAUCUUAAGCAGUUGGUUAAUGUUUAAUUUAUCUUGUAGACAAGAUGUCGGUCUGAAGGUUUUUUUUUUUUUUUUUUUUUUUUUUAAGGCCUGUCACGGUUGUCAGACUGGGCCUUGUUGCUCCUCUUGUGAAUCUCUCUGUUAUGUUUUGUGUGUUUUCUGGACCUGAUUAUUAGUUUUUAUUUUAAAAAAAAGCCAAACCAACAAAAAAAAACAAGGUUAAGAUUCACUUUUAUGAAUUCAUUGGUUAUUCAAUUCACAAGUCACAUGCAAAAAUCUUAUGUUGAACAAAUCAAAUGCAAGUGUUUCAUAUGCACCCUCACAGAUGACUCAUGAAGCAGUUUCAUUGCACUAAAAUGUUGAGAGUAAAUUAUUUAAUUCAGAGGGAGCUUUAUGAAACCAUAGAGCUCUUUAUCUAGUUCCCUUUAGUGUAUAGUCAAGGUUGGAAGAGAUAACCUUGAGGAAGUAGAAGUGUGUAAAUGAAUGUCAGUAUUUAUUAUAUUGCCCAACAUUCGUCAUGUUUGUCUACUGUGUGGAUCAGAAACCGAAAGAAAGCCGGCGCUUCUGUUUGAUGGAGUUGUAAUGGGUGUUUUAAGAAAUGGUUUAACGUUUGCUCUGGAUAAUUAAGCAUUUAUUUAUUGAAUUAUACAGUCCACGAGAGGUAUGAAAUAACUCGGUGUUCUUUUGGGAUAUAAAGACAAUUUACCAGUGGAUAUUUAUUUCAAUGGAUUGAAAUGAAUGGAAAUGUCAUCUUGCUGCGUACAAUCCCGUUGAGCUUCUUAGUACAUUAAAGGGACAUUUAAGCCCAAGUUUGAUGUUCCAGAUAUUCUGACCUUUAAAAAGUUUGUGGCUUAUUUAUGAAGAGCAAGGAGGAAAUGUAGAACAGGCAUUACUGGGUUGGAAAUGCGAUGGCUUCAAAAUGACGAAACUGCGUGUAUGUCGUCGGUUCUUGCGUACCGAUACAGGUGUUACGGGAGAAUAAAUGUCAACAAAAAUGAA
Messenger RNA from Seriola aureovittata, 3758 nucleotides. RefSeq names its product glycerol kinase (gene gk). Gene Ontology annotation, cellular component: mitochondrion. Gene Ontology annotation, molecular function: glycerol kinase activity. Gene Ontology annotation, biological process: glycerol-3-phosphate biosynthetic process; triglyceride metabolic process; glycerol metabolic process. The record is from RefSeq and is a predicted model, not a curated record. The transcript is spliced from 21 exons. Bases 157 to 1860 code for a protein of 567 amino acids. NCBI's taxonomy places the organism in Eukaryota, Metazoa, Chordata, Actinopteri, Carangiformes, Carangidae.